AGAUCGUUCCGCACAGCGCAACAGCUCCGUCUGAAGGAGGAUAAGCAUCAAGACCCCGAGGAACUGGACCGGAUUAAGCACGAGCAGGUCAAGAAGCAGGAGAAGGGCGAAGGUCACUGGCAUGAGGAGUUGGCGUCGGGCUCAGAGAGUGCGCUUAAGGCGGAGCGGGAGAAAGUGCACGAUCACGAUGAGCACAUGGAGGACUUGCAGAAGGAGACCGCUGGGAAGCAUGAGAAG
Molecule: messenger RNA, 237 nt
Organism: Baudoinia panamericana UAMH 10762
Lineage: Eukaryota; Fungi; Ascomycota; Dothideomycetes; Mycosphaerellales; Teratosphaeriaceae
Exons: 1
Source: RefSeq, a predicted model, not a curated record